AAUCUCACCUCACGGUGCUUCUUCCACUCUGUUUUCUCUCUAUUAAUUUUUCUUGUUUUCCCUUUCUGCAUUUCCUGAAUUUUUCUGGGUUUCUCUAAAGCUUGAAUCCAAGGUACUGUAAUGGCGAAGAAGCCAAGAAUUGUGAUAGUUGGUGCGGGAAUGGCAGGUCUCACGGCAGCUAACAGGCUCUACACUUCCGCCAGCUCCAAAGACCUGUUCGACCUCUGUGUGGUGGAAGGUGGGACGAGAAUUGGCGGAAGAAUCAACACGUCGGAGUUUGGUGGUGACAGAAUCGAGAUGGGUGCUACGUGGAUCCAUGGAAUUGGUGGCAGCCCGGUUCACCAAAUUGCACAGGAAAUCGGCGCACUUGAGUCGGGGAAGCCCUGGGAAUGCAUGGAUGGGUUCUCUGAUGAGGCAAGGACGGUUGCGGAAGGUGGGUUCGAGCUCAGCACUGCCACCGUUCAACCCAUAUCUGUCUUGUUCAAGAACCUGAUGGAUUUCGCUCAGGGGAAGCAGAUUGAAGCUAGUACUCCAGAUGUUUGUUUAAAUUCCAAGCUGGCGGCUAAAGCAGCAGCCAAAAUCUGUACGGUAAAUGGUGGAUUUGAGAAGCUUAGCAUUGGCUCUUUUCUUAGGAAAGGACUAGAGGCUUACUGGGAUUCUGUGAAAGACAAAGGAGAAGAGCUCCAUGGGUAUGGUAAAUGGAGCAGGAAGUUGCUUGAAGAAGCCAUUUUUGCCAUGCACGAGAACAACCAGAGGACUUACACUUCUGCCGGUGACCUCUUGACUCUAGAUUUCAAUGCGGAAAGCGAGUACCGAAUGUUUCCAGGGGAAGAAAUCACAAUUGCUAAAGGCUACCUGAGCAUAAUCGAAUCUUUAGCAUCUGUUCUUCCACCCGAUUUAGUCAAAUUAGGCCGGAAAGUGACCAGAAUCGAGUGGCAACCAGAGGGCCACCGCCUCCUAGAAUUGGAAAAUGUCUAUGAUUCUAGGCCUGUGAAACUACAUUUCUGCGAUGGAUCGGUUAUGUUGGCUGAUCAUGUUAUAGUAACCGUUUCUUUAGGGGUCCUUAAAGCUGGGAUUUCACAGGAUUCAGGUAUGUUCGUUCCUCCACUUCCUCCUUUCAAGACUGAGGCCAUCUCGAGGCUUGGAUUUGGUGUUGUUAACAAGCUCUUCCUCCAAUUGAGCCCUACCCAAGAUCAACAAAAUCAUGGAAGCAUCAAGUUCCCCUCCCUGCAAAUGAUUUUUCAGCCAUCUGACUCUGAAUUGAGGCACAAGAAGAUCCCAUGGUGGAUGAGAAGGACAGCUUCUCUGUGCCCCAUUUAUCACAGUUCAACUGUCCUGCUAUCUUGGUUUGCAGGGCAAGAAGCUCUAAAGCUAGAAACCCUCACUGAUGAAGAGAUCAUAGAUGGGGUUUCGACAACAGUCUGUAGCUUUCUGUCACAUCCCCACCAGGAAAGAAACCCCAAUUCCCAUGAAUUAUGCAAUGGUAAUGUGAAAUCUUUUGAAAAUCUUAGUGGGGUUGGAUUGAAAUUCUCCAAGGUGUUGAAAAGCAAAUGGGCCAGUGACCCUCUUUUCUUGGGAUCAUACAGCUAUGUAGCUGUUGGAUCAAGUGGUGCUGAUUUAGACACAAUGGCUGAACCAUUACCCAAGGUCAGCAUCAGCAACCCUGGUGGUGGUGAGUCUAGUCCUUUGGUGUGCCCACUUCAAAUUCUCUUUGCAGGGGAGGCUACACACAGAACUCACUAUUCUACCACUCAUGGAGCUUACUUUAGUGGUCUUAGAGAAGCUGAUAGACUUCUUCAACACUAUCACUGUUUUGAUUGAAGUUUACUUUAGACCCAUAAAUUCUAAUUUCAUAUAUAUUUUUUCCUCUUCAAUACUAUCUUUAAAUCUUUCUUUCUCUUUCUAUAAAGUUGAGAAAUGAGUGAGAGAUGAGAUCAACAAAAGAAAAAGGAAGAUUAGGGAGGGAAUGGAAGAGAUAGAUGGGACAUUUUUAGA
Molecule: messenger RNA, 1995 nt
Organism: Rubroshorea leprosula
Lineage: Eukaryota; Viridiplantae; Streptophyta; Magnoliopsida; Malvales; Dipterocarpaceae
Source: the annotation of a GenBank genome assembly